Brugia malayi is the source of this 2292-nucleotide messenger RNA. RefSeq names its product EGF-like domain containing protein. The record is from RefSeq and is a predicted model, not a curated record. Lineage: Eukaryota; Metazoa; Nematoda; Chromadorea; Rhabditida; Onchocercidae. Gene Ontology annotation, cellular component: protein-containing complex; plasma membrane. The transcript is spliced from 14 exons. Gene Ontology annotation, molecular function: calcium ion binding. Gene Ontology annotation, biological process: multicellular organism development; heterophilic cell-cell adhesion; establishment or maintenance of epithelial cell apical/basal polarity. The coding region runs from base 1 to 2292 and encodes 763 amino acids.
AUGCUCCAUUAUCGCGUAUCGCCAAUCUAUAUUAUGAUUAUGGGAUACAAUAUUCUUCGUUUGUGUUCUUGUGCAGGAUCGUUCGAAAUACGAUUGGUUUCGUUGACAGUUGGCUCGAAAGAGGAGUUUCGUCCUGAAUUAAGGAUUUGUCUGAAGCAUUUUGAAAAACGCAUUAGCUAUAAUGGCGAAUGUACAUUUGGUGAAGUGACACUUGAUGCGGAACGGUUACGUAACGGAACAAAGAUUGAAUUCCAGUUUGGUUGGCCAGAAUCGUUUACGUUAAUAACGGAAGCAUGGAGAACCACUGGAAAUUUGAAAAAGUUAAUGUCUCAUAAUGGCUUUCAACGUGAAAGUAUACCUUCGGGCAAAACUUGGAUUGAAGAAACGCUUGUUGGUACAAAUGGUUUUCGAAUGAGGAUCGCUUACAGGAUAACAUGUGCUAAUGAUUAUUAUGGACCACGAUGUCUUACAUUUUGUCAGCCGAUGUCUAGUACUGUUGGUCAUUUCCAGUGUACAUCGAAUGGGUCAUUAGCGUGUUCACCUGGCUGGGAAGGAUCAAGCUGUGACAUUGCUUCAGCACGUUGCGAUAAUUGCAUCAAUGGUGCUUGCGAUCGACCUGAUUCAUGUCGCUGUAAAACUGGAUGGACAGGACCAAAUUGCGAUCAAUGUGUGCGAUAUCCGGGUUGCAAGCACGGCACCUGCAAAACGCCCAAUCAGUGUAUUUGCGAUGAAGGCUGGGGAGGACAUUUUUGCAACGAAGAUUUGAAUUACUGCACACGACAUCAUCCGUGCAGAAAUAAUGCGACAUGUAGGAAUACAGGUCACGGACAGUAUACAUGCGAAUGUCCAGAUGGAUAUACAGGAACGGACUGUGAAAUACGUGUACAGAACUGCUCAUUACAGCCAUGCUUAAAUGGGGCUACUUGUUCUGAUAUGCCUGGGAACACCUAUAUUUGUACCUGUUCAAAGGGCUUUACCGGUCGCUACUGUCAAGUUGCUGCUACCUCGUGUUCAGAUUCACCCUGUCAAAAUGGUGCUACUUGUGCGGAAAUUGGUGGAGUCUUCCUGUGUACUUGUUUGCAAGGAUGGACUGGUACUACCUGCGAUAUCGAGAUCAACCCUUGUGAUAAAGUCCAUUGUUUUAAUGGAGGGAAAUGUGUUAAAAAAAACGUUGCCGGAGACUACGACUGUCUUUGUCCACUUGGUUUCACCGGAAGACACUGUGAGGAAAACUCCAAUGAGUGUGCACAGCUCAAUCCAUGUAUGAAUGGCGGCCGUUGCAUUGAUGAAGUGAAUAAUUACAAAUGCCAAUGUCCAGAUGGAUAUAGCGGUACAUUAUGUCAAGAUUCUGUCAGUGCUUGUUUAAAUGAGCCCUGUAUGAACGGUGGCCAAUGUAUUGACAUAGAAGGUGGAGGAUACUAUUGUAAAUGUCGCAUCGGAUUUAGGGGAAGCAAUUGUAAAAUUGCUGAAAUUGGAUGUCAUCGCAGUUCGUGCAGCAACGGAGGUACCUGCGUCGACUCAUUUCAAGGCUUUCGUUGCCUAUGUCCACCGUGUUUCUAUGGCGAAAGUUGUUUACAUCUUCAAUCAGAAUGUCAACCACUUCAACACUAUAAUCGUACCAGAACUUUUGUCGUAAAAAUCGAAAACGAACAACAGACUUCAAAUGGAGGAUUGAACUUCAGAGACAUGUUACUCAUAUUACUUUCUUCGUGUUGUAUUCUGGCACUAAUGUCUAUCGUUAUUAUUUUUUAUCGACAGAAAUUAGCAAAGAGAACUUCUUCACUAGAUCCAACCUUCCAGAAUGACCGGAAUUCAAGAAUACUUUCGAAAUAUUCCGAACAAAAGCCAUGUUUGUCCAUAUGCACAAACUUAGAUGCCGAAAUCAAUUAUUUUGAACGAGACGUGACAAACAAAAUUCAGACAAUAUCUGGUAAAAAAAAGUUAGCAGCUCAUCCAGGUUGUGAACAUCUCGAUUAUAAUGAACGCUAUGCGAUCGAACCUACUGUCAACAUGAUGCUACCAUCAUUAAAAAAUGUGGGAUGCUGUAAUAAGGUGGAUAUACGUCAUUCAAAACGUUUCGAACAUUCACCUUUACCAACACAGUUAUGUGAAGACGGUGGUAGUUACUAUGAAGAAAUUGAUGGUGAAUUAUCAAUACCGGAAGUGAUAUCGCAACAAACAAAUAACGAGUCACAAUCAAAUAUCGUCAACCGUCGGGUAACUCCGGAUAAUAAUUCCAGACAGGUGCAAGAUAUCAUUCAUAAGGUAACCGAUAUACAAACUAAUUUAUAA